UUUUCCAUUCGGCGCAUAUCCUUCAUUCGGCGCAGUUGCACUGGUUUUUGGAGGUUAGAAAAAUUGAUAUGGCGGGCCGAGGCAAGACACUGGGAUCAGGAUCGGCGAAGAAAGCGCAAUCACGGAGCAGCAAGGCUGGGCUUCAGUUUCCGGUCGGUCGUAUUGCUCGGUUUUUGAAGGCCGGAAAAUACGCAGAGCGCGUCGGUGCCGGAGCGCCGGUGUAUCUCGCAGCGGUCCUGGAAUACCUCGCCGCCGAGGUGCUGGAAUUGGCUGGAAAUGCUGCAAGGGACAACAAAAAGACUCGAAUCGUGCCUAGGCACAUCCAGCUAGCAGUUAGGAACGACGAAGAACUGAGCAAGCUUUUGGGAGAUGUGACAAUUGCGAAUGGAGGAGUGAUGCCGAACAUCCACAAUCUGCUACUGCCGAAGAAGGUUGGUGGCUCGUCCAAACCCACUGCAGAAGACGACGACUAGACCCACCACACUGCAACUCGUAAUUUCUUCAAUUAAUGGUGUUUCUUGAUUGAGGUAGUGCUGUUUAGUUUCUAUUUUGUUGUUGCCAUAGGAAAAACAGAUUUGCUGAGGUGUGUAAGUAACAGUGAAGUGAAUGAAUGGAUUCGAAUUUGCUGCCCA
This is a messenger RNA of Andrographis paniculata, 632 nucleotides long. RefSeq names its product probable histone H2A.1. Gene Ontology annotation, cellular component: nucleosome. The coding region runs from base 69 to 473 and encodes 134 amino acids. The transcript is spliced from 2 exons. Gene Ontology annotation, molecular function: DNA binding; protein heterodimerization activity; structural constituent of chromatin. NCBI's taxonomy places the organism in Eukaryota, Viridiplantae, Streptophyta, Magnoliopsida, Lamiales, Acanthaceae. The record is from RefSeq and is a predicted model, not a curated record.